Molecule: messenger RNA, 2986 nt
Organism: Saimiri boliviensis boliviensis (Bolivian squirrel monkey)
Lineage: Eukaryota; Metazoa; Chordata; Mammalia; Primates; Cebidae
Gene: LIMD2
Product: LIM domain containing 2
Source: RefSeq, a predicted model, not a curated record
UGCCGCGAUAAGGCGGUGGCGGCGGCGGCCGCUCGGGAACCACUGGCAGCCGGGGCAGCUCGCGCCUUCGUCCUCCUCACACCCGUGCGCCCCGGGAGACCUCCCGCCCCGCGGCCCAGGCCGGGUCGGAACCAACCCAUCGAGUGUCGCGUCUCCACCCGGGGCUUCCACCUCCACGAGCCAUGUUCCAGGCUGCAGGAGGCGCCCAGGCCACCCCCUCCCAUGAAGCCAAAGGCGGCGGCAGCAGCACGGUGCAGCGCUCCAAGUCCUUCAGCCUGCGGGCCCAAGUGAAGGAGACAUGCGCCGCCUGUCAGAAGACAGUGUACCCCAUGGAGCGGCUGGUGGCCGACAAGCUCAUUUUCCACAACUCUUGCUUCUGCUGUAAGCACUGUCACACCAAACUCAGCCUGGGCAGCUACGCCGCGUUGCACGGGGAGUUCUACUGCAAACCCCACUUCCAGCAGCUGUUUAAGAGCAAAGGCAACUACGACGAGGGGUUCGGCCGCAAGCAGCACAAGGAGCUCUGGGCCCACAAGGAGGUGGACCCCGGCACCAAGACGUCCUGAGGCCCCUGCAACCUUCUACCCCCUCCGCCGGCAGGGGGAAGGUUGGGAGGGAGGUCGAGCUGGGCUUGCAUGGGGGCCAGGUGGGAAGGGGAUGAGGCUUGCUCAGGCGGAGGGGCCCAGGGGCAGGGCUCUGCCCCAUGACUCCUUCCUUCCCAGUGGGUGAGGGUUUGGGAACCAGGAUUGGGGUCUGCCCACCACCCUGCUUCCUGCUUCUUUCAGCCGUCCUCCCCACCUCACCCCAGGACCCCCUAGGAGGCUCCCACGCCCAGCUUCUCUAUCUAGGUGCCUUUUCUCCAGCAAGGAGUCAGCAUGCCCCGCUCAGGGUCUCAAGCUCCCUCACUGCCACCGGAGGCUGUGUGGCCCCCGCAUCUCCCCAUCUACCUCUACCGUUAACCUGGUUCUGAGCCACGGAGGAGACAGGAAGGAGCACAACAGUGCCACCUGUUGGGCCUCAUAAAUGCCCCUGCAGCCCACAGGGGAGGGGAUGAGGAAGUGGAGCCACCCUCCCUCGUCAGGGCAAUUGGGACUUGGGACCAUCUCACAUCACCAGCGUGGAGAAGCGGACGCUAAAGCAUUCGCCUCAGACACUGGCAGGGGCUGACGCGGUCCCGCUCCCCUCCCACUCCCCUGUUUCUGCCUAUCCUGUUUUGACCAACCCCGUUUUAAACAUGUUUCAACAGAUCCGGAUUCUCUAUUGCGUGGCCUGCUGGGGGAUGUGUCGAAGGAAGGGUGCAGACUCACCAUGGGGAGGGCAUGGGGGCUAGAAGUGGGUGUCAGACACACCACUGAGAAAUGGGAGGGCUCCUCUUCCCAGCAAGGGCUUCAUGCUGUCACACCCACAGCAGUUUUGGAACUGAAACUCUACCUCACCCCUCAGCUUUGGGGUGGUUCAGACCCACUGACUACCACAGGCACCCCAUUGUGAAGACGCCUGAAAGCGGGAGGGCCGGGCAACCAGUGGGUGAUGGCGCCCAAUGCACUUCAGUGUUGGGGGUGCAAGCUGCCAUGCUCCCUGGCUGGUUCCAGCUGUCUAGCUCCCUUCUUCCCAGCCCUUUGACCUGGAAGUUAGUGACAAAUGGCGGGAACCAGCAAGUGCUGUCCAAGGUUUUAGUGACCCUCCUGCACUGUCCCUCCUUAUCGUUCCCCCUCAUUGCUGUCAUCAUCCCCUUACCUUUUCAAGCUCUGGGGUGAGGCAGUCACAGCUACUGUCCUAGGACGUCCAGGAAGAAACCAUCUGCUCUGAAAACCCGGGGAAAAUGAGGGAUGAGUUUACAGCAGACCAAACCAGGCAAGCUGGGAGGACCUGAGGGCUCCUUGGUGGGACACAGGCAGGAAGUCUGGGUUGUCCUGCUCCAGAUCCAGCUUCUUGAUGUUUCCAGACAUGGGGUAGAUGAGAACAGUCCUGAAGGGUUUGCUGCCACCACACUAUACAACUGCCCAAGUUCCUCAGUGGCCUUCUCCCCAUGGAACAGGGCAGCGAGCUGGGGCACACACUGCUCCUUGAAGAACGAAUACCCAGUAAAGAUGGUCCCCCAGGCCUGGUCCCUCCAAGUACAAAGCGAGCAACUCAACCUCUCAGGGCAGGCCAACUUCCUGCACCAGAGGUCUCAAUGGCAACAAGGUCGGUCUUUCUUCGGUUAAGCAACAGCAGAUGGGCCACGAGGGGAUACUGGAGAGGUGGCUCUUGGAGGCACCUGACCCCUGCCCUGCAAAGAUGGGACUCAAGGAAGUCUUGAGCCAGGAAGACCCUACAAGAUGCCAUGAAGGCUCUGGAAUCCCAGCCACUGGUGACAUUCAAGUUGUGAGGGCCAGCAAUGCCACCUUGGUAAAUCAGCCCUGAGGGGACCACCCCAGUGGAGCUCGUGGAGGAAAGGGGCAGACACCUCUGGGUACCAGCCAGGUCAUCCCAGGACCCCUCUACUCGGAGUCAAGUUCUCCUGCCUGAGAGGCCCAAGCUCAUUGCCAGGCACCAUACCCAGCCUGUCCGGCAAAAACCUACCUCCAUCCCCUGCAACUGAAAGCACUGCCACAGGACCCCUCUGAUAUAAAUGAUCCCUUUUAUUGUAAGUAAUGCGCAACACUGGCCUGGCUUUGCACUGCAAGCCCUCGGUCAAGAUAUAGUCAAAUAACUACGGCUGCAGGUUCUUCUGCAUGAUCCACAAUUCAGACACAGAUGCAGAGCUGGGGUGGACGGGAGGGGCAGCAGGGCAGCAGAGUGCAGACUGUCCCCAGCCCUGGCCUCUGCAUUUGAAGUUGGCCCAGGCAGACACGCCCCAUGGAAUGAUGAGAAAGUGACACAGCCCCUUCUCACAGCAAGCCUGGGGCUGCCAGGAAACUGCCCUUCAGAACCUUCGGGCCCAGGUCAUCCUGAAGCCCCGCAACUUUUUCUCUGGAUUAGUUAUUAAAAAACAAUAAAUUAA